AUGGCUGAUGAAGAAUUACCGCAGGCAUCUGAUUCAGAAGUAAAAAGCCCUGGAACCCUUGCACAAGCUAGGAACGUCAAUGAUGUCGAAGACGUCGAUGAAGUCGAUGAUGAGUUCGACGAAAACGACGAUAAUGGAGAAGACUAUGAAGCUACAUUGGAUGAAGAAGAGAGCCUAGCUCAAGAAGACUAUGAGGACGAACUCAAAGACCUCGAGGAUGAAGGUGAAAUGUCCAUCGAAGAACUCCGGCGUAAAUAUGGCUAUCCAGCAGAUGCAGAACCUGCAGCUAACCCGGAUUGUUCUGAAGACUUGGCAGCAGCAAUGCGUGAGGCAGAAAAUGAGUCUGAAGCAGAAAUCGAAGAUGAAACUGAAACAGAGACAGAAGAUGGUGACUACGCUCCUCCGGACAUGUUCAAAAGACAACAACGGAUACUUUUAACUCAAGCUGAAAUUCCGGAGUUCAAAGGAGACUGUGACGAUGAGGCAGAAGACCGUGUGAUACCAAUGUGGCUACCAUCAACUAGUUUAAGUGAUUCGGAUAUCAACGACUUUCUCAUUGGAGUACGGAAAUAUAGAACGGACACGGACGCCACACGUGAUCUUAAAGAAAACCAGUUCCGAGACGAAGAGAAAGCUUUGUAUGCUCUGAUGAUGAACAAGUACGAUUUGAAUGUCGCGAGGGAUUGCAUCAAAGUCAACGGUUUUCCCAAAGUUGCAAUUCCUGAGAGAACUAUUAGUGCGAACGCCGCCAGAUUCACAGAAGAGGAACAGGAGGUCUUUGUUACAGCUUUAUUAGAAAUAGGAAAAAAUUUCUCCGAAGUUCAAAAACAAAAGAUGUCAUAUCGUCUAGUUGGAGAACUGGUGGACUAUUAUUACAAAUGGAAAAGAACUGGAAGUUAUCGAGAAUAUCGUGAACGUAUAUUAAAUGGACCUAAUCCAUCUACUGCUGCUGAAAACUCUAACGAAAACAGCAAUGAAGAAGAACUUGAGAAAAUAUUCUAUCAAUUCGCCGAGGAGCCUCCUAGUUCUAACUGUACUCCUCGUUCGAACGAUCUCCAAAAUGAUUAUAUCACACCUAACGAUCUCUCCACCCCUAAUCAAAUAUUUGAGAAUGACAUGAUUAUCCCCCAGGGAUUAAUAAUUCCCAAUGAUCUUUUACUUCGAAAUCCAAUUUCUGAAGCCAACUCUCUUGGUUUAGGAUCGGGAGAUGCUAAUAAUCACAAUGAUAGUAAAUCAAAUUCCUGGGAGCCCAUCUCCCCUAGUGAAGCUGCUAACCCUGAAGCUCAUGGCUAA
This is a messenger RNA of Auanema sp. JU1783, 1293 nucleotides long. NCBI's taxonomy places the organism in Eukaryota, Metazoa, Nematoda, Chromadorea, Rhabditida, Rhabditidae. The record is from the annotation of a GenBank genome assembly.